Molecule: messenger RNA, 2139 nt
Organism: Capronia epimyces CBS 606.96
Lineage: Eukaryota; Fungi; Ascomycota; Eurotiomycetes; Chaetothyriales; Herpotrichiellaceae
Exons: 2
Coding region: 1-2139 (712 amino acids)
Source: RefSeq, a predicted model, not a curated record
AUGCGUUUUUCAUCAUCCGCGGUCGCUUCAGCGGCCCUGAUGGCCGGCGCAGCCAUCGCCGACCCCUUGACCGUCAUCACCCCGUGUCCUGGGCAAACCACCUCGAGCAUUCCUCCUAUCACGGUCACCGAACAAUACCAGCCCGUCUCGACUUGUGCCACCGAAUCCGCAUACUUCCGAGGUGCGUGGGUGACCAAGUACCCACUUGAGACAUACACCUAUGUCAGCACCACCAUCCCUGCCGCCUGGGAUGGCAGCGCGGCCACGCCCAGCGUUAUCACUGCCAUCGAUCAGGAGGUGAUUGUGUCUCAAUUCCAGACCACCAUCACCAAGACAGUCACACCCACCGUCUCGGUGACCAAGAACGGCACCAUCUUCUUGAUCCCCUCGCCCACUCCCAUUGCGCUCACCAUUGCCAAGGACUUCAGCUGUCCAUUUGAGGAGAUUGGUCCCCUUGCCAUCCCCGGCUACGGUGGCAGUGGUCUGAGUGAUGAGGGCAAGGUCCAGGCCGAUGGCAGCCGGUCGCAGGUUGUGGACGUCGUUGAAUGCCGUGCCGGUCCUGGAGGCUCCAAGUGCGUGGGUUAUGAGGAGACUUGGAUUUCCAAGCCUGCUCCCGCUGCAUCCAAGACGACUGUCGCUCCUGUUUCAACCCAGUUCGUCGCCCCGAGCGCUGGCUGGUUCACGUUUACCUUCACCCUGACUGCCCCCUCGCACGUCAUUACCGCUGAAACGGAGACCAUCACCGUGGCACCCAGCCCAUACUAUGCUCAUGCCAGCCACUUCUGCAAGAAUGCCUGGGAGGUUGUGGACUUCACGACCACCAUCACCAAGACCAUCUACUGGACUGUGCCAUUCAACCAUCAACCACCUGCCACUUACAGCCCUGUGCCUUUCCCCAGUGGUCAUGCCGGUUGGUCGCAUUUCCCCAAGCCAGGUCCCAACGACCCUAUCGACAACGGCGUCGGUGGUGAUCCGUUCGGCUGGGCUGACUGGGGCAGCGACGAUGUUACCAACCCUGGCCUUCCUCUCCCUGGUCAAUGGGCUGACUGGGCCACUGAGACUGUCACCCAGACCGUCACUGCCAGUGUCGGCCCUAUUGGCGCUUCUACCAGCUCGUCGGCCACCAGUGCCAGCAGCGCCUCCUCCGCCACCAGUGCCUCUUCUGCCAGCAGCGCCUCGUCUGCGAGCAGUGCUUCGUCUGCUAGCAGCGCCUCGUCUGCCAGCACCACCUCGAGCGACAAUGGAGUCGGUCCCAUUGGCGCUUCUACCAGCACCUCGCUCACUAGCGCCAGCAGCCUUUCAUCCACCAGCAGCAGCUUGACCAGUGAGAGCAGUGCCUCCUCCGCCAGCAGUGCUUCGUCUGCCAGCAGCGCAAGCAGUGCAUCCACCACCAGCAGUGCAAGCAGCGCCUCCGCCACCAGCAGCAGCUUGACCAGUGCGAGCAGCGCCUCCUCCACCAGCAGCAGCUUGAGCAGCGAGAGCAGUGCCUCCUCCACUAGCAGCACCUUGAGCUCGCUGUCGUCGGCUUCCAGCACUUCGUCUUCUGCCUCCAGCACCACCACCACCGGUGUUCCGGCCACCACGCCCUUCUACAUUACCUCCAACACGCCCACCAAGUACCGCAAGCGAGCUCUGGUGUACAUUGGCUUCGAGGGUGAAGAUGCUGUUCUCGUCAGCGACCGCACUGAGGCGGCUUUGUUCUACCUGGACACUGAUGGCUUCUUGCUGUCCGGUGGCCUGUACGUCCUGGCCGACUUCAGCCAGCCAUACAUUGCCUUCCAGUUGAGCGCCACCAAGCCGACCACCCUUUCUCCCUGGACCAUCAACGCCGAUGGGUCGCUUGAUCUCACGGUCACCAACCAAGGGUUCUGUGUGUCGACGUCCAGCUUCGUCUUCAUUCUGUUCUCCCAGUCGCCACCGUUCACCUGCACUCCCAUCUUGUUGGUCAUUCAAUCUCCCAACGUUGUCGUCACCUCCAGCACGACCACUACCGUGGCAGCUACCACCACCACUGAGGCUACCUCCACCACCACGUCUAUUGAUGUGUCGGGUGAUCUGGAUGCUGACCUGCCCGCUGCCACUGCUGUCCGCCGUGGUGUACAAUACGGUGCGCGCAAGUACUACCACCACCGCCACUAG